Molecule: messenger RNA, 1864 nt
Organism: Cucurbita pepo subsp. pepo (vegetable marrow)
Lineage: Eukaryota; Viridiplantae; Streptophyta; Magnoliopsida; Cucurbitales; Cucurbitaceae
Product: DUF21 domain-containing protein At4g33700
Biological process (GO): intracellular manganese ion homeostasis; magnesium ion homeostasis
Cellular component (GO): cytoplasm
Source: RefSeq, a predicted model, not a curated record
CCAAUCUGUCCAUCAUAUCCUAAUCUAAUCUUAUUUUCUGAACUUUUAUGAUACUUUAUUUCAGAUUGGAUAGUGAAACGAGUUCUCAAAAAUCCUAAAACACUACCAAACACCCUUGUAUUAACCAUACACAACCCCAGCAGGAACAUGUAUAGCAUGUCUUCUUCAUCCUGUCCUGUCUCCAAGAAGUUCAGUGUUUUUUAGCUACUUUCUGAAGCUCCUCCUUGUGAACCAACACAAAAUCAAGAACAAGAAGGUAGUACUGAAAAUGGGAGUGGAAUAUAGCUGCUGCACUUCAGGAUUCUUCAGUCGCAUUGGAAUAGUAGUGUUCUUGGUGUUGUUUGCUGGGAUGAUGUCUGGCCUCACUCUUGGCCUCAUGUCUAUGAGCCUCGUCGAGAUUGAAGUUCUUGCCAAGUCUGGAAAACCAAGUCAUCGUAAACAUGCUGCAAAGAUACUGCCAGUUGUUAGAAGACAGCACUUGCUGCUUUGCACUUUAUUGAUCUGUAAUGCUGCUGCCAUGGAGGCACUUCCAAUCUUUUUGGAUAGUUUGGUGACAGCUUGGGGAGCCAUAUUGAUUUCUGUCACUUUGAUCUUAUUAUUUGGUGAGAUUAUUCCUCAAGCUGUUUGUUCUAGAUAUGGUUUGGCUAUUGGUGCUGCAGUGGCUCCAUUUGUAAGGCUUCUUGUUUGGAUUUGCUUUCCUGUUGCAUAUCCUAUCAGCAAGCUAUUGGACUUUUCACUGGGUAAAGAACAUAAAGCUCUGUUCCGUAGAGCAGAACUGAAAACACUUGUAGAUUUUCAUGGCAAUGAGGCUGGAAAAGGAGGAGAGCUGACACGAGAUGAAACAACCAUAAUUCGAGGAGCACUGGAACUCACCGAGAAGGUCGCAAGAGAUGUCAUGACUCCCCUUUCUGAAACUUUUGCGAUCGAUAUUAAUGCUAAUCUCGACAGCAACUUGAUCAAGUUAAUUCUGGAGAAGGGGCAUAGCAGAGUGCCUGUGUUUUAUGAACACCCUGCAAAUAUCAUUGGCCUCGUGUUGGUGAAGAAUUUAAUAACUGGGCAUUCACCAGAUGGGGUACCAAUUAAGAACUUCCCCAUUCGGAAAUGUCCAAGGGUCUCAGAAACAAUGCCACUGUACGACAUACUAAAUGAUUUCCAGAAAGGUCACAGUCAUAUGGCCGUGGUAGUAAGAGAAAAGGAAAAUCCAGAGAAGCCCAUUAGCGGGAAUCAACUUGAGGGUAAGCAUUUACCUUCUUCAUAUCUAUUUAACUUGGUCGAUGAUACAUAUAACACAAAUGCACAUGCAGCAAGAGAUGUGAAAGUGGACAUCGAUGGUGAAAAUCAUCCACAGGAAAAGAGUUUAAAGAGCAAGAGAUCUCUGAAAAGGCUAAACACAUUUGUGGAUCGUAGUAAUUACCAUCGGAAGUUUUCUGGAAGUAAGAAAUGGUCCAAGGACUUCGACUCAGAGGUCCUGCAUAUUGCAGAUGACAUGCUGGCCAAGCUUACUGAAGAGGGGGAAGCAAUUGGCAUCAUAACACUUGAAGAUGUCAUUGAGGAGCUUUUACAGGAGGAAAUUUACGAUGAGACAGAUUAUCGUACUUAGAGAUCCUUUCCUAAACGUUAAAAGGAGUGAACUAUUACUUUGGAAAUGAUCAUUUGAAAGUUCAUACCUUACCAUUCCGGGGAUAGAUGUAAAAUAUCAGUUUCCAGUUUCCCAGUGAAGCUGCAAGCUGCAAUAAGCAUGUAGAAGAUUUAACCUUUCUCCUUGUGGAAAGUUUUUGCACACAAGGUCCCAUAUGUAGUUUCCUCGAUAAUGGAAUAGACCGAUCAAUGGCAUCAACUGCAAUAAACUGAAUCCAAAAACCAA